AUGGCACCCGCAGCAACUGGWGGCAAGAAGCAGAAGAAGAAGUGGUCCAAGGGAAAGGUCAAGGACAAGGCCCAGCACACCGUCAUCCUCGACAAGGCCACCAACGAGAAGCUUCAGAAGGAUGUCCAGUCCUACCGCCUCGUCACAGUCGCCGUUCUCGUCGACAGACUGAAGAUCAACGGCUCAUUAGCGCGCAAGGCACUCGCCGACUUGGAGGAGAAGGGUGUGAUCAGACAGGUGGUCAGCCACAGCGCCGGCAAGAUCUACACCCGAGCUGUCGGUGGUGCGGAUUAA
This is a messenger RNA of Ramularia collo-cygni, 294 nucleotides long. RefSeq names its product probable ribosomal protein S25.e.c7. The transcript has 3 exons. The record is from RefSeq and is a predicted model, not a curated record. NCBI's taxonomy places the organism in Eukaryota, Fungi, Ascomycota, Dothideomycetes, Mycosphaerellales, Mycosphaerellaceae. Gene Ontology annotation, molecular function: structural constituent of ribosome. Bases 1 to 294 code for a protein of 97 amino acids. Gene Ontology annotation, cellular component: cytosolic small ribosomal subunit.